CCGACACAGCUGAUGUCAAAUCAUACGAGGCAACAGGCGACGUCUACCCUCUUUCAGGGAGACGGAUCGGAGGCAAUGUCGACUCUUCAAGGCAGAGAUCGUAAGACCACCAAAGGGUGGUGUCCAGUCGGUGGAAGGAUAGUCCUGUAGCGUGAGAUGUACGAACGUGGAGUCACAGAACCAGGCGGGGGAUAAAUGAAGGUAAUGAAGAUGCCCCGCCACCGGCUGAAGAGGCGGUCGUCAGCAUAGGAGUAACAUCCAGUAGUGCAGAAAAUCUGCUGGUCCGACUGUAACCAAGUGUGUGGAUUAUUGGAGUUUUACUACGACUCCAGUUUAUGCAGCGAUCCCAGAACAACCCACAGAGGAGAGAAGCAGCCCAAUUACCUCCAGCGAUCAACCCUUUAUGAUUCACAGCCGAAGGAGAAAAUAUACUGCAACCGUGUCAAAUAUUAAGCUUAGAUCAAUUUCUAACGGCAAAUGAUAUAUAAUAUUUUUUGAUAAUUGUCAUUCCUUUAAUAACUGAGCUAUAGCUAGUGAGAAAACAGUUACCUAAUAGUUGUCACGGACUUCCUGAGCCAAAGGGCCUGUUUCUGUGCGGUGUGAUUCCACAUCUGUCUAGGACUAAAACCUGGCGACUUGUGAAAAAUGAACAAGUUCAUAGAACACAACGCAUGGAUGUAUUAACUAUCCCACCGGAGCGUGCCAAAGGAUGGUACCUAGCUUUCAUGGCACCCAAUGUUAAGGGCCCACCAUAUGCCUGGCUUGAUCCUUCCAGACUCUAUUGUAACCAACAGGCCUUUAAGGACUGCGUUGAAGACUUGAUCCACCCAUUUCAAAAUGACACCAUAGACAUCGUAGCCGGAAUAGAUGCCAUGGGUUUUGUCCUAGGAGCAGCUAUAGCCCACCACCUUGGAAAAGGGUUUUUAACAAUCCGGAAAGAAGGUCACCUCUGUGUAGAAACCAAGAGUGCGGCCUAUUCCGACUACACGGGUCGACAGAAAGUGAUGGAGAUGCGCAGUGACGUGGUUAGAGCAGGUUUGCGAAUCCUGUUGGUGGACCAGUGGGUUGAGACUGGAGGAACGAUGGAGACUGCAAUAAACCUCAUUGAACAGGAAGGUGGAACUAUAGCAGGUAUCGCUGCGAUUUGCAUUGAGGACACUGAGGGAGGAAGGAAAAUUAAAGAAAAAUACAAAUGUUCAUCUUGUGUCCCUGAGCUUCUGCAGCCACAAUUCAACAAUAAAUACCUAGAGAGCUUUAAAGCCUUUGAGGCUAAAUAUAAUAAACCUAAGUGAAGCAUCACAUGAUUCCUGAAAUCUCUCUUUUAUUGAUCUAGAUACAAGAGAUAUAAUGCUUUGGUAAUAAAUUUC
This is a messenger RNA of Pristis pectinata (smalltooth sawfish), 1367 nucleotides long. RefSeq lists its product as uncharacterized. Gene Ontology annotation, molecular function: adenine phosphoribosyltransferase activity. The record is from RefSeq and is a predicted model, not a curated record. Lineage: Eukaryota; Metazoa; Chordata; Chondrichthyes; Rhinopristiformes; Pristidae. The transcript has 9 exons. The coding region runs from base 672 to 1292 and encodes 206 amino acids.